This is a messenger RNA of Phyllopteryx taeniolatus (common seadragon), 2957 nucleotides long. Its product is annotated as choline transporter-like protein 5-A. NCBI's taxonomy places the organism in Eukaryota, Metazoa, Chordata, Actinopteri, Syngnathiformes, Syngnathidae. Gene Ontology annotation, molecular function: transmembrane transporter activity. Bases 235 to 2427 code for a protein of 730 amino acids. Gene Ontology annotation, biological process: transmembrane transport. The transcript is spliced from 22 exons. Gene Ontology annotation, cellular component: membrane. The record is from RefSeq and is a predicted model, not a curated record.
GGAAACGGCUCAGACAAUGGAUGGAUGGAUGGAAUUUUGUCCUUAUGGGGUGUUUUGUGUAGAAAUGAGGCUUCACCAUUACAAAAUGUGGUGAAAAAAACCCUUUGUGAAUACUUUCACUGUCCAGACUAGGGAGAGAGCGAGCGAGCGAGCGAGCGAGAGAGAGAGAGAGACUCAGUGUCAGUCUCGCUCAUCCGCUCCCUCCUUCACUCCUUCACCCCUUCACCCCUCCCGAUGCCUGCUGGCUGUCGAAGCCCCAUGGCGCCACACCGCUACGCCUCCGGCGGCUCGGCCGCUGUUCGAGCCGCGCCAGUCACUGGGGGUGCACACCCGGGACCCUUCUAUGGUGAGCCGCACAAGUUUGAUCCUUCCUUCAGAGGUCCAGUCCACAGAAGAAGAUGCACAGAUGUCCUAUGCUGUUUGAUCUUCAUCGGUGCCAUUCUUUCAUAUGUCGCCCUCGGAAUAGUGGCCUGGUUCCAUGGCGACCCCGGGAAGGUGCUCCAUCCAACAAACAGCUAUGGCGACUUUUGUGGUCAGAAAGGAACCUCCAAUGAGAAGAGGCCCAUUCUCUUCUAUUUCAACAUCUUAAAAUGCGCCAAUCCUUCUCUUCUCAUUCAUCUUCAGUGCCCGACAACUCAGAUCUGUGUAUCAAAGUGCCCCGACAGAUUUGCUACUUAUACUGAGAUGCAGCUGGAGCACCAACUCAGCAACGGUUCCUGGCGGUAUUACAGACAGUUCUGCAAACAUGGCUUCAAUAACCCUGGCAAGCCCGUAUCUCAGGUUCUACGAGAUGAGGAUUGUCCCUCGAUGAUUGUGCCAAGUAGACCAUUCCUUCAGAGAUGUCUACCAGAUGUCGUCGCUCUGAAUGGGACAAGGUUCCAAGACGCUCUUGAAACGGCACGCCACGCCGCUGAACUCCAAGAGGCUGCCAAAGGAAUAAGAGGACUCGUGGAUACUCGGGAGCUGGGAGUGAAGAUCGCGGAAGAUUAUGCUAAAUCCUGGCCAUGGAUUGUUGUAGGUCUGCUGAUAUCCUUGCUGUUUAGUCUCAUCUUUAUCGUGCUGCUGAGAUUCACAGCUGGGCCGAUGUUGUGGAUUACCAUCAUCGCCGUCAUGCUCCUGGUGGCGUACGCCAUGUGCUACUGCUCCGUGGUGUUAACCACGCGGGGACACAAUCCAGGUUACGACGUAUCCAUUACGGAAGUCGGACUGCAGACAGAUCUCCAAGUCUAUCUGCGGCUCAGAGAAACUUGGAUCUUUUUAUUGGCAUCUCUCGGAGUGACAGAGGUUUCCAUCUUGUUGGUAAUUGUCAUCAUGAGGAGGAGGAUCAAGUUGGCCAUUGCCCUGCUCCGAGAGGCCAGCAAAGCCAUCGGUCACAUCAUGGCAACCCUCUUGUACCCAAUCUUAACAUUGAUUUUGCUUACCGUUUGUCUUUCCUACUGGGCUGUUACUGCUGCUUACUUAGCAUCCUCGGAUGCCGCCAUCUAUAAAGUGAUGUCCCCUGAUGUGAGCUGUCCUUAUUCCAACAGCACUUGCAACCCCGAGACUUUCAACAGAAGCAACGUAUCCAAAGAAACGUCCUGUCUGGGUUCUCAGUGCCUGUUUGCAUUCUAUGGCGGAGAGACACCCUACCACCGUUACAUGUUGCUUCUACAAAUGUCCAACUUGCUGAUCUUUCUCUGGCUGGUUAACUUCAUCUUGGCCCUGCAGCAAUGCACUCUUGCUGGAACAUUUUCCAGCUACUACUGGGCCAAGAGGAAGCCCGAGGAUGUACCUCCCUGUCCGAUGUUCUCAUCCUUCAACAGGGCGAUCAGGUAUCACUCAGGGUCUUUGGCAUUUGGUGCUCUCAUUCUCUCUGUUGUCCAGCUUUUCCAGAUCAUACUGAAAUACUUGGAGAAGAAACUCAAAGGGAUUGACAACAGCCUGUCCAGGUUUAUACUGUGCUGCCUUACAUGCUGUUUCUGGUGUUUGGAAAAAUGUCUUCGCUACAUGAAUCGAAACGCUUACAUAAUGGUGGCAAUCUAUGGCAAGAACUUCUGUGAAUCAGCUCAACAGGCAUUCUUCCUUCUCAUGAGGAACAUGGUCAGGGUUGCAAUUGUGGACAGAGUGACGGAUUUUCUGUUGUUUUUGGGGAAAGUGAUGAUAUCAGGAGCAGUCGGUGUGUUAGCAGUACUCUUGUUUUCAAGGAAAAUCUCUCUUUUCCAGGAGCAAGUGCCUUAUCUCAACUACUAUGAGGUUCCUAUCAUGACAACGGUGGUGGGGGCCUAUCUGAUCGCUGAUGGUUUCUUCGGUGUUUAUGCCAUGUGUGUUGACACAUUUUUCCUCUGCUUCUGUGACGACUUGGAGAGAAAUGACGGGAGCUCGGAAAAACCUUUCCUCAUGUCACCGGAGUUGCACGGGAUUCUGGGGAAAUCCUCCCGGUCCUGUUGAAUCGAAGACUGUGAGAGAAAAACGGACUUUUGGACGAUAGGUCGUGCGCGCGCACGCACGUCUCAACCCAUCGCAAAUCGUGCAGAAACCAAUGGCGCAUUGCCCACGACUGCAAAAAAAACACAGCCGCUCUCCUUUUGAGUCUGAGACAAAAUACAUGAAGUCAACUUUUCCACUGGCUUUAAUCUAUUCCAAAACGUGGACUAGUACAACUUUAGAAAGUUCUACACUGUGGAAAAAAGCCCAUUUUGAUCUGUGUUUACUCAGCCGCUUCUAUAAUGACUUGUUGUGUCUGUUGUGUACUUUCUCUCGUUGUUCUCACUGUACUCUAAAACCCUUUCAAACUGCCUGUGUAACAAUUCCAAUUGUACGGAAGAAAUCUCAUUUGUAAAAUGAUGACAGCGGAAAGAAAGUAUGAUGACUUCUUCGUGUCCCUCGAUCCUCUGUCGCUUGCUCCUCUUCUGUUGGCAAAUGCUGUCGUGCUGCAGCCAGACUGUUGAUUAAAUGAUCCGUUCGCCAUGUGGAAGUUA